This is a messenger RNA of Heterotrigona itama, 465 nucleotides long. The record is from the annotation of a GenBank genome assembly. NCBI's taxonomy places the organism in Eukaryota, Metazoa, Arthropoda, Insecta, Hymenoptera, Apidae.
AUGGCAUUUCGUCAGGUGACGAAACUUCAGCCUAUCUUCUCAAGUGUGAUGAAAACCUGAAAAGCAUUCUAUCAACGUCGCCCGGCUCAAAAGUUCGCACUCACGGUUAAACCGAAUCGCGCGACCAUCCUUAAAAAUAAUCAGAGCAGCGCAGUUAAUUGGUCAUUUUCUCCCAACCCGGGGAGCAAAAUGUUCAUUCGUGAGACUUUUGUUGAUUCGCGCGUCUCGUCGUCAAUUGUUUGAGGUUUUUUUUUCAAAUCUCGUCGACAAGAAAAGAUUAUGAAGACUAUGAACGAAAAAUAAGGCGUAGGAAUAGGAUGUUUAUUAGAUACACAGGGAAUUUCUCGUUUGGGCGGGUAUGAAGCUCGAACCAGGAGGCGGCAUUCCGCCGAUCGUGGCUGUGUGCCUACAAUUAUCGCGGUUUUCUAUUAUGGUACCCGGGCCAGUCGGUUCAGACCAGGCUAA